GGUACUACUAGGAUGCGUGAUUUACUUCAACAUGGGGGUGGAGCAGGUGGGCCAAGCGGGGCGUCUCCUUCUAUGAUGGGCAUGAAUACUGGUACUGGAGGUGGAGCAGCCCAUCAGCAUCUUCGUGGCGGUGCGAACCGAGGUUCGACUUCGAGCCCUCGAGACGAUGUCCAUCAGCCGCCAUCAAUGCAGACACUUGGAUUCCACCACAUUGCGAAAGUCGUGCCAGCGAGCGGGAUGAUGAAGCUGAGCAAAAUCGCAGAAGAACAAGAAGAUGUUGAGGAAAACUACGAGGAAAGAGUUGCAGUACCCGAAGGUGAAAUGAGAAGUAGAAGUGGAUAUCAGCAAGAACAUGGAACUCCUGACGCUGACUACUUUGCACAGCUUAACCAAGAGCAUUUAGAGCUGCCGCUACCCUUUGCGCACCAAG
This is a messenger RNA of Amoebophrya sp. A25, 430 nucleotides long. Lineage: Eukaryota; Dinophyceae; Syndiniales; Amoebophryaceae. The record is from the annotation of a GenBank genome assembly.